GUCUCUAAUCGAGUUGAGAAUAAUAGUAAGUCCCUUCAUCUCCUAGUAUGUUUCCAACUCAUCCUGCACUUGCAUCUCCUCCUCCAUUUUGAUCUCCACCUCAGCUAUGCCUCACGUUAUAUUUAGCCAUAUUGAUUGAGAUUCAUUUGGUAAUUACUUAAAGGUGUGUUUAAUUGCCUAUAGGGUUGUUUUUAUCUUUUUAAUACAUUUUGGUUAGUAUUUUAUGCAUUUUCAGGCUACAACACCUAGUGGACCACCUUGUAAGAGCUGGAGAAACCAGGACUAGUUAUCUGGACGCCAAAAAUAGAGCUGGAUUUUGAGCCCAAAUUGACGGCCAAAUUAUUGACCAUAAGCCAAAAUGGCCCCUCGUGCGCCAUUUUAUGGAAGGUUCAUUUCGACUUAAUCUGGUAAGAUAUUCCUUCUUGGACAUUUAGUUGAAGAUAUUUGAAAGACAUAUGACUAGCUAACAGACCCACUUGUCUUACUAGUCCAUCUCAAAAGGAGGGAUCCAUCGAUAGAUGUUAGGACAAGAAGAAUAGUCAGUGAAGGAAUAUGUGUGAAUUUCGUCUGUCACCUAUUUGUAUGUCGCCAAUUGUUAUGAUACCCGUCUAAGUGAUAGAGUAUCCUAGUAACUAAGGAGGCAAAACUCUAGCUAAUGGUAUAAAGAAGGAAAGAAGACAAAAGAGCAAAAGGACAAGGCAAGGAGACAAAAGACAAGGCCAGGCACCUGACAUUAGCAAGGACAAGGGGCAGGGGGACACCCUCUGUCAAAAAGUACCAUGUACAGUGUCAGAAGGUCUGAGGCGCCCGACCACAGCAUUUAUGGCUUGGCAGGCGCCCAGACCACUACCUAACCCUCAAAUGUGUAUAAAUAGGAGUUCUCUCCUCAUAAAUGGCAAUCUAUCUACUCUUACUAUUACUUCUCUCUACUUUCUCUCUCUAUAUACUUCUUCUCUUUUCUCACUUCUACUGAGGUGGGGCGCCUACCCCCUCAAAGUCAUGGCUGACGCCCCAAACCCCUUGGAUCCGAGUGACUCCCAGUCGCCCGGGCUCAAACAAUUGGCGCCCACCGUGGGGACAAGCAUGACUUUGAAAGACGCUUCCAACUCAAAGAAGGGGGAAGAAAGGAGUCCGGCACCAACGAAGACCCCUAUCAAGCAAGUCGUUGGUCGAGAAGCGAUCAACCCUCAACCACUCACCAUCCAAAGUUUGGAAGCAUCCGACGACGACGAUCCAUCAGGAGAGGGAGAAGACAUGGAGCGCCUGGAGGGCCAACUAGCGAAGCUUCGGGAAAAGCAAGCACUUCAAAUGGCCAGCACGCAAGGCCAACUGGAUCAAGUCAUGACCGCGUUGUCAGCACUAACAAAGGCAAACAAUCACGCGCCUCCCAAUCCCCAAGAAGCCACAGAGGAGAGGAGGCGCCUCCGAGGAAAGAUGCAAGAGGUUGAGGUGCUACCCAUGAACUCCCUACGGGAGGGUGUGGGCGCCUCACCCAACGAGGACGCAAUCGAAGCUGACGACGAUGUCUACCUGGAGAAGUACGCCCGACUCAACUACGGCGCCUCGGAAGAAAGAAGCGCCCUGGAAUUUUUGUAGGGGGAGGGCCGCCCUUUAAGUAGGCGUAACCCAAAGACACCCUAAGAGAGGCAAAAGCGUGCUAGGAGGAGUCCUUUUAUUCAGUUUCACUAUGUUUGGGAAAGGGUGUAAAUGGAAGGGGGUGCAAGUUUGGAGGGGUAAACACAAGUUCCAAGGUGUUUACCCCCGUUUGGUUAUUUUGUAACAGUAGGGGGGUGCAAAACGUGAGCGUAAAUUCACUGUUUCGGCUUACCCCCCAAAUUGGGGUGCAAGGGAAGGAAGGAAGGGAGGGGGAAGGGGGAGGAGGGGAAUUAUGAAUUUUUAAUUAGAUUAUAAUUACAUAAUAAUUAAUAUUAUUAAUUUUUUCUUAUAUCUAUAUUAGUGUAGAAGUUGUUUGGGGUUGACCGUUUGACUCAGAGAGCAAGUUUGUCAAUGUUCGCCUCGUCAAAUCGAUAUCUCUUAGUUGACCCGAAUUUGCAUUGAAAAUUAGAGAUAAGAAGCGUUUGUUGAAAAGAUAGAGAGGAACAGUUUAGUUAACUCGAUUUACUUUAAUAAGUAGUUAAAACUUACAGAUUCGAACGUGUUUGACUAAGUUUGACCAUAUUCAAUUUAAAGUUAGGCACGAGAACCCCGUUAGGAUGACUAGUUACGAGUUGGAUUUCGAGUUUCGAGGUUGCUCGACCAAUGAUUAUUAUUGUUGUUAUAAAUAAUUAUAUUUGAGCAUUAUUAUAUAAUAAUUAUUUUUAUUAAAAUUAUUUUUAUUAUUAUAUAUUGAAUUUUCAUGUUAUUAUUUUGUGAUAAUAUUUUAUAAAUUGAUAAAUUUAUUUUAUAAUAAUAUAAUUACUUACUUUUUACUCUAUUUGCACCCCCCUACUUUUUCAUCCAAACAACAAUUUACCCCUCCACUUACACCCUCCACCAAGUUGCACCCCCCAACAAUUUACCCCUCAACUUGUACCCCCCUCGAACUUGCACCCCCCUUGUUGCCAAACAUAGUGAAGGUUGGUAAUGUUAGGAAUUUUCGGGGAAAGGGACGCGCCCUGGCGAUACCCCAUGUAAUUCCCUAUUUUGCUCAAGGAACGGAUAUUCACUACUCGACAAUGCAAAGCUAUCCCUGUUUUAACAGAUGGAGUCACCCCAGACUCGCUUCCUCCGUCGAGGAGAAGCCUAAGCGUGUUACCACCUUCUCAGGGGUACACGUAAGAAAAAUCAAGUUUUGCUUAAGAUAGUCAUCUUAACAAAACCUUACCCGCAACCAGCGGAAGAGCCUUAGUGCUUACGCUCAGAUCUUCAUCCGAGCGUCGGGCGCUCGUUUUACGAGUCCCCAUGAGAGGUGGCGCCUUGGCCAUAUCCCUCGCAAAAUCCCUGCCUUGUCAGAAGGGGUCACCCAGACCCGCUUCCUCCGUCGAGGAGAAGCCUAAGCGUGUUACCACCUUCUCAGGGGUACACGUAAGAAAAAUCAAGUUUUGCUUAAGAUAGUCAUCUUAACAAAACCUUUUACCCGCA
Linum trigynum is the source of this 3081-nucleotide messenger RNA. Lineage: Eukaryota; Viridiplantae; Streptophyta; Magnoliopsida; Malpighiales; Linaceae. The record is from the annotation of a GenBank genome assembly.